Amoebophrya sp. A25 is the source of this 2282-nucleotide messenger RNA. The record is from the annotation of a GenBank genome assembly. Lineage: Eukaryota; Dinophyceae; Syndiniales; Amoebophryaceae.
GAGAACUUGCUUUUAUUUUUUAUUUGUAUGCUGCUACAAAUUUUUUCAUAACUGUUCUGUGCGGAUAUUCUAUGCAUUUUUUGUCUGCAUCAUGGGAGAAGAUCAAUUGUUGUCGACACUUUUUAAUAUUCCCAUCAAUUGUUCGCAGUCAUUGGCAUUAUUCUUACUUGAGGGCUAGACGUAAACUGUAAGCGUAAGACUAAGAGUUACGGAAAACAAUAGGAGUUCGCGCUCGUACUAGACACAUCAGCAAGCACUAGAAGAAGGUCCCUGAGUGAGUCACGAUAUAAAUACUAUUAACUUUAUUUAGCGCCAGCACUACAAGAACAAGAUGAGCAGCUCCUCCAACCCGAAAGGCAAUGCCGGAAAUAAGAAGGAGGACAGCGUGAAGAAGGAAUAUCAGGACGCCAUCAAACGCAACGAGAAGCUGACUGCGGUGAUUGCCAGCCACGUACUAUUUCAUGUUCUAACCACGUGAUUUCUUAUUCUUCAUUUUCACGGACUUCGACUGUUAUCAAGAUUCAUCUUCAUAUACAACUAUAAUUACUGCUGAUGUAUGCACUAGCAAAGACUUCAACUCUUACUUCUUUACCUCAUCAGUCUUUUCAUCAUCCUCAGCAUCUUCAUCCUAUUCACAGGUAAAAACGCAGAACAAACAUGUAGACAAAGCAAUCGCGGCGUCGCUUUCUGGUACUACAUAAUUUUUAUAGAGAAGUAGUAGCUAAUUCGGUGGUAGAUAAGUUGAUAGUAUUGUUGUUGUCUGUCUAGGCAUCGUUGACAAUGAACUUUUCUCCUACAAUAAAACGAGUUUUAAUUCAUUCGAAUACUCAACUUCAAGCUCGCAAAAAGAGACUACUGCUUUGUUUUUACCUCAUGACAGCUGAUCGCGCUGCAUCAAACCUCCAAAACAUUCGCUUCGCUGAGCGUAAGGCAGCUUCUGACAAGCGCGACGCCUCUUUGAAGGAGGAGGAUGACGAGGAAGAAGAUGAUGUGGCAAUCCAAAGCCUGCUGAUGGAAGAAAUCAAGAUGGAGGAAGAGAUUAAGAAAAAACAGAAAAAAGAAGAAGAAGAGAAGGAGAUGGAGAAGAAAAACCAAGCGGCGAUGAUCAAAGCGAUGGAGGAGGAAGUAGAAGAAGAAGAUCAAGAUAAAAACAAGGUGGUGGACCAUGCUGAAGACGAAGUGAAAAUGACCAUCAAGGUGACCAGAAAGCGCAAAACGACCAUGGAGGAGGACCCAGCUAAGCGUGUCAAGAAAGAGGAAAGUGAUGAAGGCAAACAGCAGAAGGAUGACUCAUUGUUUCCACCAUCUUCCCCAUCGUGCUAAUUUAGUCAAUCUUCUGCAUCUAUAGUUUAUUCUAAAAAUAAAUCUAAAUCUGUCACGAACUUUCCAACACAAGUAGUAUCAUGUUUUCUAGCCCAUUUAUGAGCGAUAAGAACUACUCCGAGAGACAGUUUUAGAUUCUUUAUUAGAAAGCUUAGAUGUUGAAAGUGGGACACUGUUGUUGGAGGUUGAACAAUCUUCAUAGAAAUUUGUUGAGGUGAUCUUUUUUGUUGUUUUAAUCGAACAGUAAAGCCGAAUCUUUCUCUUCAAAUUUAUGCGAGUAACGAAGAUCCUAAUAUGAGCGUUGUUAGUAUGAUAGUUAGAGCCUUACUUUGAUGUGCUUUCAGAGAGAAUACGCAGGAGAAUUCACGACUACAAAUGGGUCAAGAAUAGUUUCUAAUCUUCAUUUUCUGUUCUUUUUAAUAAAAUUUCAUGGUGAUUCAUAAUUUAUUCAAGAAUAUUUGAAUUACGUAGUUGUUACUGAUCGUGUGUUUUUACGGGAGCGUCGUGCCCGGUUAUUAAGUGCUGUACACUCUGUUCACUGAUAAAUUUAUCUUGUUUCUUAUUUUCAUGAUAAUGAUAAACGUUCGUUUUGUUCUUGAUUUAAAGUUCUCCUACUCAAUGAUCUUCAAAUCAAUCAUGAUGCUCGUCAACACCCAAAGUCACAGCUUGGUGAUAGGUUUCUAAGUUGCUUUUGAUAUUCAGUACGCUUCUCAGUACAUUCAAAGUAAUCGUAGAGCUUGCACAAGCACAACACCAGCACACCUCAAGCCUGUUCUUGAUUGUGCCCGCCCUGCCCCAUGCCCUCAGAACACAUCCGCUGGGAAGGAACUAAUAUGUUAAUCAUAUUGUUUCUUUUCACUGAUGAAAGACGAUACGACAAGAAUCUGCACUAGGAUGGUGCCAUCUAUGCUUCGAUGCGUGACGUGAGCCAGAGGGCGGCUGCCUGAUUUACCGUCGGC